UCCGGCCUGCGGGGGCGGGCCUCACGGGGGCGGCCUGGCCUCGGUUGCUGGUGGCUUCGAGAGCCCGCGCUGUGGGUGCCCCCGAGGCGUCAUGGCGGUGUUGGGGUGAUCGCCGCGUCCCCGCUCCUUAGGAGGAUGCUGGUGGUGGAGGUGGCGAACGGCCGCUCGCUGGUGUGGGGCGCCGAGGCGGUGCAGGCGCUGCGGGAGCGCCUGGGCGUGGGGGGUCGCGCGGUGGGCGCUCUGCCCCGAGGGCCCCGCCAGAACUCGCGCCUGGGGCUCCCGCUGCUGCUUUUGCCCGAAGAGGCGCGGCUCUUGGCUGAGAUCGGCGCCGUGACCCUGGUCAGCGCCCCUCGCCCGGAUCCCAGCCAGCACGGCCAGGCUCUGGCAUCGUUCCGACGCCAGCAAGAGCAGAGCUUCCAGGAGCAGAGCGCGUUGGCGGCCGAGGCCCGUGAAAACCGGCGUCAGGAGCUCCUGGGGAAGAUUGCAGAAGGCCAGGCUGCCAAGAAGCAGAAGCUGGAGCAGGAUUCCGGGGCCAGCGGGGGCCGAGCUGACGAAGGGAGUGAAGGGAACGAGACCAAGCCGCGGGCCGAGUCGGGUGGUGACCAGGCCUCCGGGGAGCAGGAGGAGGCAGCGCCCUCUCCUCCAGCAGCUUCGGACGGGGCAGCGCCAUUGCCCAGGUCUGCCCUCCUUGUCCAACUGGCCACCGCCAGGCCUUGGCCAGUUAAGGCCAGGCCACUGGACUGGCGCGUGAAGUCCCAAGAUUGGCCCCAUGCUGGCCGGCCCGCCCACGAGCUGCGCUAUAGCAUCUACCGAGACCUGUGGGAGCGCGGCUUUUUCCUCAGCGCAGCCGGCAAGUUCGGGGGCGACUUCCUGGUGUAUCCCGGCGACCCGCUGCGCUUCCACGCCCACUACAUUGCCCAGUGCUGGGCUCCCGACGACCCCAUCCCGCUCCAGGAUCUGAUCUCUGCCGGCCGCCUGGGAACCAGCGUGAGAAAGACGCUGCUGCUGUGCUCCCCGCAGCCGGAGGGCCGGGUGGUCUACACCUCCCUGCAGUGGGCCAGCCUGCAGUGAGCCCGACGGCCGCUGGGCUGGCUCCCUGGGCCUGAGCAGAGCAGCACUGCGGAGGCCACGCUUCCUGCCGCGCUCUGAGGUUCGUUCUGACCCAGGGGCCUGAGCGUGCAGCUGCGCAGGCUUCUCCUCGGC
Molecule: messenger RNA, 1203 nt
Organism: Octodon degus (degu)
Lineage: Eukaryota; Metazoa; Chordata; Mammalia; Rodentia; Octodontidae
Gene: Tsen34
Product: tRNA splicing endonuclease subunit 34
Exons: 4
Coding region: 136-1071 (311 amino acids)
Biological process (GO): tRNA splicing, via endonucleolytic cleavage and ligation; tRNA-type intron splice site recognition and cleavage
Cellular component (GO): tRNA-intron endonuclease complex
Molecular function (GO): tRNA-intron lyase activity; nucleic acid binding
Source: RefSeq, a predicted model, not a curated record